Messenger RNA from Asterias rubens (European starfish), 1530 nucleotides. RefSeq lists its product as uncharacterized. Bases 1 to 1530 code for a protein of 509 amino acids. The record is from RefSeq and is a predicted model, not a curated record. Lineage: Eukaryota; Metazoa; Echinodermata; Asteroidea; Forcipulatida; Asteriidae. The transcript is spliced from 7 exons.
AUGGCGGACUGCAAAACAAAUUUCAAGUUUGAUAGUAGGCUUGCAGCUGCUCAGAUAAGGCAUCAAGCAGGCCAAGGUCAUUAUGAUGUGGACGUAGAUGCCAGUGAAGAAGACUUUCGUACUUGGGAAAGUUCAGAGAACGAAGAAAGACUUCGCAAAUCAGUUUAUGCUGAAAUAGACACUUCCCAUCCAAUCGUAUUUGGUGAUAGCAAUGUUUGUACUCUAAUUACACAGGGCAAAGUAAUCCUUGAAUUGACUGAGACUAAGAUGAUAGUUCAUCAUUUUGGACCACCACCUGAUGGUUAUACUCCUGGUCAACACUGGGUCACACAAGUCAUGAAACAGGUACCAAAACGGAAUCGAUGCCAGUCCACUAAAAAAGAUACAUUUAGCGACUGUCAAGCUUUGCUGGAUGCUGGGUUCAAAGAAGAUGGUAUCUACACUAUCCAUCCCUACCAGAAUGAUGAAGGAGUUAAAGUGUUUUGUGAUAUGACGAAGCAUACCGGCUGGAUUGUUGUCCAGCGGCGCUAUAAUGGACCAGUCAAUUUCAACCGCAGUUGGGCAGAAUACAAACAAGGCUUUGGGUCAACGGAUGGUGAGUUCUGGCUUGGCAAUGAGAUUCUACACAACCUGACUGAUGCUGAAGGGAACUGGACAAUCCGCCUGGACCUAACCAACGAAGAUAACGUCACGGGUCAUUUGCUGAAGACAAAGUUUCACGUCGGACCUGUCGAUUACACCAUGUUUCUGGAGCACUCCGAGGUACAACCAACUGUUGGCAGAUACUGUGGGCUAGGAAUGGAAGACGGGAGUAUUCCUGAUGAUAGGAUCACAGCAUCUAGUCAGUGGGGUUCAGAUAAUCAGCCAAGUAAUGCACGACUGAACCUGAACCGUUAUUGGGUACCUUAUGUAGGACGAUUCGUUGGUUCAUGGCUUCAAAUAUUUAUGGGUUCAGAGUCAGUGUAUAUUGAGGGUGUCAUCACACAGGGCGAUCCACACAGUUACGAUCCAGAGGGUAUAUAUGAUAGCUGGGUGACACACUACCAGGUACAUUACAGCAUUGAUGGCACUGCAUGGCUGUAUGUUAAUGGGGACUCUACUCCACAGACAUUCAUUGGCAACACUGAUAGAAACACCCCAGUUACCAAUAUAUUCCAGCAGCCUAUUCAAGCACGGUACAUCCGCAUCAGACCUACAGCCUGGUAUGGCGGCCCAGCCCUACGUAUUGAACUCCUUGGAUGCAGAGAUGAUAUUCUUGAGACUACCAACAAUCAAGCCUUCAUCAUUCACCAUCACACAGAUAAUAACCAAGACGAAACAAACUGCCCAAGUCUGAACAGUGAAGGAGGAUGGUGGUUUAAUAGAUGCUCUGGUAUACCUGGUGUAGAUAAUAACCUUAAUGCUGAAUAUAUCCAACCUAGUGAUACUAAGGGUCCAUACAAACGAGUUAUUAGAGCUACUGAAUGGAACGGUUCUCGUAUUGUAAAGACUGAAAUCAAAAUACGCCGUCAAUCUCCACCUCGUGGCUAA